This is a messenger RNA of Jatropha curcas, 1411 nucleotides long. RefSeq names its product sporulation RMD1-like protein, putative (DUF155). NCBI's taxonomy places the organism in Eukaryota, Viridiplantae, Streptophyta, Magnoliopsida, Malpighiales, Euphorbiaceae. The record is from RefSeq and is a predicted model, not a curated record.
GAAACAGUACUUCUUUCUUCUACCACUCUAACAGAACCAAAACCCACAAAUAGGAAAUGUGGCGCACAAGCUUACCGGUCCGUACAAUCCUUCUUUCCAAAUCAAAACCUCAUGGCUUUAGCCCUCUUCUCAAGCCAUUCUCGCGCCAUUUCUCUCUCCCAAAAGCCCUAAUUGUUAGCUCAAUUUCUGCUUCGCUUUCUCCAACUCUCAGUUUUAGUGGACGCCCGCAUUUCGGCGGCGUCAACGGCAGCGGCAGUCCUACUUUAGGUAUUGUGAGGUGUGUCUCUUCAAUUUACUCCUCAGCGCCGCAGCCGAAUACCACGGCGGAGUGGAACGAGCCAGUGUCGUCCACUGAAGUUGGCGAUGGUGGAAACCGAGCCGUCGAUGAGGACGCCAAGCCGUCGAUUCCUGUUCGAGCUUAUUUCUUCUCCACUAGUGUGGAUUUGAAGAGCUUAGUGGAACAGAACAAACCCAAUUUUAUUCCACCAACGUCUCGUAUGACUAACUACGUUGUACUCAAGUUUGGGAAUCUAUCUGAAUCCACUGGUUUGGGGGCUUUCAUAAGCGGAAGUAAAUGCUGUUACAUGGUAGUGUUUCAAUAUGGCUCUAUUGUCUUGUUUAAUGUCCGUGAACAUGAGGUUGAUGAUUAUCUGAAUAUUGUAAGAAACCAUGCAUCAGGAUUGCUUCCUGAAAUGAGAAAGGAUGAAUAUGAGGUGCGGGAGAAGCCAACAUUGAACACAUGGAUGCAAGGUGGCCUAGAUUACAUAAUGCUGCAGUUCUUGAAUAUUGAUGGAAUCCGUACAAUUGGUAGUGUCCUUGGUCAAAGUAUUGCUCUUGAUUACUAUGGGCGUCAGGUUGAUGGGAUGGUUGCAGAAUUUACCGAUAUAAAUCGUGGAAUGGAAAAAACUGGAACAUUUUCUAUGGAUAGCAAAAAACUAUUUCAAAUAGUAGGGAAAGCUAAUUCUAACCUUGCUGAUGUGAUCCUUAAGCUUGGACUGUUUGAGAGGUCAGAUAUUGCCUGGAAAGAUGCAAAAUAUGCCCAAAUAUGGGAAUAUCUAAGAGAUGAAUUUGAAUUAACUCAAAGAUUUGCAAGUCUCGAUUUUAAGUUGAAGUUUGUAGAGCACAAUAUUCGUUUUCUUCAGGAAAUUCUGCAAAAUAGGAAAUCUGACUUCUUGGAAUGGCUCAUUAUUGUCUUGAUAAGUGUUGAAAUCAUUAUCUCUAUAUUUGACAUUACUCAGAGGUCAGGAUUUAAAUUCUUCAAAUUUUUUUAAUUUCAAUUUUUCCAGCAAUAUACACGAAGGGAUUAUGAUUGUAGCUGGCACCUGAUAAAUUUGUAUAUCUUCUUCAAAUAGCUGAAUUUGUGUAUACAUGUGCCAAGUUAUAAUAUAGAGCUUUGUCAAAUUUUUGUUUC